CGGCGGCGCACGGUCGUCCGGCCGUCCGCUGGGCGGGGACGCGGCGGCGGUGGCGGUGGCUCCGUGUCACCGGAGCCCGAUCGCGCAGGCCCGUCCCGGCGGUCGGGGGCCGGGCGGGACAGGGGCGCCAUGUGGUUCAUGUACGUGCUGAGCUGGCUGUCGCUCUUCAUCCAGGUGUCCUUCAUCACGCUGGCCGUCGCGGCUGGACUCUAUUAUCUGGCAGAACUGAUAGAAGAAUACACAGUAGCCACCAGCAGGAUCAUAAAAUACAUGAUCUGGUUCUCCACAGCUGUGCUGAUUGGUCUCUACGUUUUUGAGCGCUUCCCCACCUGCAUGAUUGGCGUGGGCCUCUUCACCAACCUCGUCUACUUUGGCCUCCUCCAGACCUUCCCCUUCAUCAUGCUGACUUCGCCUAACUUCAUCCUGUCAUGCGGACUAGUGGUGGUGAAUCAUUACCUAGCAUUUCAGUUUUUUGCAGAAGAAUAUUAUCCUUUCUCAGAGGUCCUGGCCUAUUUCACUUUCUGUCUGUGGAUAAUCCCAUUUGCAUUCUUUGUGUCACUGUCGGCUGGGGAGAACGUCCUGCCUUCUACCAUGCAGCCAGGAGAUGACGUGGUCUCCAAUUACUUCACCAAAGGCAAGCGGGGCAAACGCUUAGGGAUCCUGGUUGUCUUCUCCUUCAUCAAAGAGGCCAUUCUACCCAGUCGUCAGAAGAUAUACUGAUCCCCCUGGGUAGGGUAUGCCGGGGCAAGAUCAGGAGAGCCAGGCCCCUGGGCCUCUGUACUAGGUGGGAACAUGAGCCUGGAAGGCACCUUCCCCCAGCCCUGGCCUGACUUCCUUCAACUCUCCUUGAAGCUCCCAUCCCCACCCUCCUCGGGUGGCUCAGAUCUGAUACUGCUAGAGGCUGUGACCUUAGAGGGCACUGAAGGCGGCAGAGCCUGCUUGGCCAGGAGGCUGUGGUCCACCUGGUUGUGUGGAAGCUGAGCUCUCUGUGGUCCUCCCCACCCCCUUCCAUGCUGGGUCAGGAGGUGCUGGCUCAGCUGGGGCAGGCAGGGCAGAGGCCAUGAAGCUGGAGAGCAGACAGUGAUAAGUUAUUUGGGCAGAUGGCCAUGGGGCGGGGCCAUGGCUUGGCACUUCCAAGAGAAAUAGUUUUUGCUAUUGAACUGUGAUUUCUGUCCAAGUCUGAUUCCUGUUUGAAUAAAGAUUCUAGGUGGCACUGUUUGCCUUAAUACCCUGAAA
This is a messenger RNA of Pteropus alecto (black flying fox), 1236 nucleotides long. RefSeq names its product testis expressed 261 (gene TEX261). The record is from RefSeq and is a predicted model, not a curated record. Bases 130 to 720 code for a protein of 196 amino acids. Gene Ontology annotation, cellular component: endoplasmic reticulum membrane; Golgi membrane; COPII-coated ER to Golgi transport vesicle. Gene Ontology annotation, biological process: endoplasmic reticulum to Golgi vesicle-mediated transport. The transcript is spliced from 6 exons. NCBI's taxonomy places the organism in Eukaryota, Metazoa, Chordata, Mammalia, Chiroptera, Pteropodidae. Gene Ontology annotation, molecular function: COPII receptor activity.